CGGACCGGAAUUUCGCGGCCGCGGAAUUCCUGUAGGACAGUUAUGUCAAUAACUGCAAUUUGACAAUCAAUAACCUACAGAAAUUUGACCCGACCUGGACGUUUGUUUACAAAUAUUGAGCAACGCUGUUACUCGAGUCGAACCUAAUUUACUCUCAACUCACUUCCGAAUUAUUAUAAGCUAACAAUGUUUCGUGCAAAAAGAGCAGCUGCAUUACGAUGGACAAGUGCGUGGGCAAAUUUCAUUCGUUUGCAUACGAUGUCGCUUCAGCAAGCUCCGCCAGCUAGAGAAUGGAUGCGCCCAAUGCUUCGCGAAAGGGAUGAGCAAGCGAGUCGGUUGCUAGCGUCUAUUUUGGAAGAAGAAUUGGAUAAUACCAUAAUUAAUUUUAUGAGAUUGUCUAGAAACGAUUUCGAUUACCUUCUUAAGCAAAUCGGUCCAAAGAUUCAAAGAAUGGAUACGAAUAUGCGUUUAAGUUUGUCAGCCAAAGACAAGCUUAUAAUUACCUUGCGGUAUUUGGCUACAGGAGACUCAUACAAAACCCUUGAAUACGCCUUCCGGAUUUCAGCACAGGCAAUCGGUCAAUUUGUACCGCAAGUGUGUGACUGUCUUGUGGAAGUCCUUCGAGAGCAGGUAAAGUUACCCACAUGCUCCGACGAAUGGAAACGAAUCGCGCAAGGCUUUCAAGACAAAUGGAAUUUUCCACAUGCAAUCGGAGCAAUUGAUGGAAAACACGUUAUGAUAAAGUCUCCUCCACAUAGUGGAACCGACUAUUUUAAUUACAGAAGGCAUUUUAGCAUCGUUCUGCUGGGUGUAGUUGAUGCCAACUGUAAUUUUAUGUAUGCAGACAUUGGCGCAAAAGGUCGAAUAUCUGAUGGAGGGGUUUUUAAAAACUCAAUGCUUCACAAAAAGCUUGAAAGAAAUGAAUUGGGAAUACCAAGCCCUGCACCAUUGUACCAAACAUCUCGCAUCCUCGUCCCCUAUAUGCUUUUAGGCGACAAAGCCUUUCCUCUAACAAAAUACUGCCUUAGGCCAUUCAGUGGCUUCACGGAAAGAGGAUCGGUAGAGCGUAAUUUUAAUCUUCGUCAUUCAACUGCCAGGCGGUCUGUAGAAAUGGCUUUCGGGAUACUCUGUGGAAGGUUUCGAGUGUUAAGAAAGCCUAUCGAACUGCGUCAGGAAAAUGCGAAAAAAGUUAUCUUGGCUUCUAUUUAUUUACAUAAUUUCAUAAGAAGAGAUGAGGAUGUACGGUGUCAGGAUAACCGUCAAUUUCUUUCCAAUGAAGAAGAGGAAAUAAAUAACAUGCGUGCACUCGAAACAAACAGGUCGCGACCUAAUUUGAAUAUGUUGCAAAUUCGGAUGCAUAUUGCAAACUAUUUACAAGAAAAUUGAAUUCAACAAUUAAUUUUUAUAAUGAAAUUUUUAAUAAUCAUACAAUUGAAUUUGAAUAAAGAGAUACUACUAAUUGGCUAUAAAAGAGUGAUUGCCUUUUAACAUGUUUUUUAAUAUGUAAAAUAAAAAUAUAACUCAAACCAUA
Molecule: messenger RNA, 1531 nt
Organism: Anopheles gambiae (African malaria mosquito)
Lineage: Eukaryota; Metazoa; Arthropoda; Insecta; Diptera; Culicidae
Product: putative nuclease HARBI1
Exons: 3
Coding region: 187-1386 (399 amino acids)
Source: RefSeq, a predicted model, not a curated record